Molecule: messenger RNA, 1287 nt
Organism: Aspergillus tubingensis
Lineage: Eukaryota; Fungi; Ascomycota; Eurotiomycetes; Eurotiales; Aspergillaceae
Product: NAD(P)/FAD-dependent oxidoreductase
Exons: 1
Coding region: 1-1287 (428 amino acids)
Molecular function (GO): sarcosine oxidase activity; flavin adenine dinucleotide binding; saccharopine oxidase activity
Source: RefSeq, a predicted model, not a curated record
AUGGACAGGAAUACAAAGAUCCUCAUUGUCGGAGCUGGCUGCUUCGGCACCUCAACCGCUUAUCAUCUCGCUCAGCGCGGUUUCACGUCCAUUCGUGUGCUCGAUCGAUAUCCCGCGCCAUCCUGCGAGGCCGCCUCAACCGAUAUCAGCAAGAUUAUUCGCAGCGACUAUAACGAGCCGCUGUAUGCUCGUUUGGGAAUUGAGGCGAUUGCCGCCUGGAAGUCCUCGGAUUUGUUUCGUGAGCUGUACCAUGUCCCUGGCUGGGUUCUGAGCGCAUAUAAGCUGUCGUGCGCGUUUGUGGAAGGGUCGAUUGAGACGUGCACCAAGCUCGGAGUUGAAGGAUUGGAACGCCUGUCGACGCAGCAGAUCCGUGAGCGGUUCCCCCUUGUGACGGGCGAAUUGGAUGGGUGGAAUAUCAACGUCUGGAAUCCGACGGCUGGCUGGGCGGCGGCCGGGGAAGCCUUGCGGCGCAUGGCCGUCGCAGCGCAGGAGCAAGGGGUGGAUUAUAUCUCGGGUGAAGAGGGCUGGGUCAAGAGGUUGUUGUUCGAUGAGGAGAAGCGUUGCACGGGAGUGAUCACGGCUGACGGAUCCACGCAUGUUGCUGACUUGGUCGUGGUGGCUGCCGGAGCUUGGACGCCAACAUUGCUGGACGUGGCGGGCCAGUUGACGGCCAAAGGCCACAGCGUGGCGCAUAUACAACUCUCCCCGGAGGAGACAGCUCAUUAUUCCGCACUGCCUAUUAUGGAUAAUCUGGAGCUGGGCUACUUUUUUCCGCCGCAGGCAGACGGGGUGUUCAAGAUGGCGCACAGCCAGUUCAUCACGAACAUGCAGACGGAUACACGGUCCGGAAACAAGUCAUCUGUUCCUCACACCUUUGUGGACAAUCCACAAGAUGAUCUCCCGCUGGAGAUUGAAGCUCAGAUGCGCCGGAACCUUCGUCGUGUCCUACCGGAACUCGCCGACCGUCCAUUCUGUUAUACCCGUCUGUGCUGGGACGCUGAUACCGCUGACCGCCACUUUCUGAUUUCACCGCACCCUAAUCAUCAAGGACUGUACGUGGCUGCCGGAGGAUCAGCGCAUGGUUUCAAGUUCCUGCCCGUGCUGGGCAAGUACAUUGCCGACUUGCUGGAAGGAUCUUUAGAGUCUGACAUUGCCCGGCAGUGGCAAUGGCGCGCAGGCCAGACGGUGACAGCGAAGAAUCUAGCCCAUCAGGAUCCGGAGUUGGAGUUGAGUGACCUGACAGGAUGGAAGGGACGUAAGACUCGUGAGAGGGGGCCUAGAUUGUAA